AUGAGCCAAAAAAAAGUUCCUUUGAAUGCAUCUAUUGGGAGAAAUCUUGGAAGAGGAAAUUGUCUGGUUGGGAAAGUUAUUGGUCCCAAAGAUCGUUUUGUGAGUCACAAUGAAAUAGCCAACCACUUUCGCGACUACUGGAAUGUGCAACAUGGUUUCAAUCAUAUGGAUGCAGACAGAAACAUGGUUUUCUUCAAGUUCAAUUCCCCUAUAGAUCUUGGCCUGGUUCAGCAAAGAUCUCCUUGGACAAUAGGAAAAUUACUUUUUGUGCUCACGGAGGUGGAUGAAAAUGAUGUUAAUGAUAGUGUUGACUUUUCAUGGGUCCCUUUCUGGAUCCAAAUUCGGGGAUUGCUGUAUGGUUUGAUGAACAAGGAAACUGUUGAGUCGAUUGGUAACACAAUUGGUCGAUUUGUUGAAUCGGAUUGUGAUCAAGAAAGUCUUGCAAUUGGUGCAUCUCUAGCUCGCCGUGCCGCAAGGACGUGGACAAGAUACAAAACAAGUCAGAAUGUCUCAAUGGAUUCUGGCAGUAGAGGACGGGGAAGUGGAACAAGGCGGAAACUUCAAAUUAAUGAAGAGGUGGAAUAUGUGGAAGUUGAGACCAGUGGUAAAAGGAAAAAUGUGUUGGAUUUGGCAACUGAAUCAGGAAAAUAG
Molecule: messenger RNA, 651 nt
Organism: Oldenlandia corymbosa var. corymbosa
Lineage: Eukaryota; Viridiplantae; Streptophyta; Magnoliopsida; Gentianales; Rubiaceae
Source: the annotation of a GenBank genome assembly